GAACCUACCACCUCGUCAUUCCUGCCGACAACUCCUGCAGCAUUCCUUUCCCUUCUCCUGGCAUUAAGUGGGCCGCGAUUCUUCAUUCACUCGUUCCGUCGAUCGUUUCGUUUUCGUGUGGGUGUGGCACACACACGGAUGUCGGAUUCCGUGAGCCAGGAGCAGCAUCAGCACCUGAUGGCCCAGCAGUCGAGAGGUGUGGAGGUGGACGAGUACGGCUCGCCACGGUCGCCGCUCAACUCGUGCGGCACCACAUGGGAGCGCCGCAUGUCGGCGCAGCUUGUAUGGGUACGCACGGACGCACGGACGGACGGACGGACGGACAAACCUGCGGGAGGGAAUCAGACAGGAAGGCAGGCAGGCAGGCAGGCGCACAGGAAUCAUUGACGGAAGAAUGAAUUGUGGGUGUGUGGUGUGUGUCAUUCUUUGUGCAGCGUGACCGCAAUGAGAUCCCACAGCUGGACCCGAGUGUGGGUCUGCCGCACUCGGAGGCGGUCGAGAGCACCCUGACGGACUUCUACCAAAUCACCAUGUGUACGCAGACAGACAGACAGACACAGAGAGAGAGAGGGAGAUGAGUGACUGACACAGAUGGUGCACUGCACGCCGUGUGUUAUGACUGACAUGUGUGCCUUACUAAGGUUAUGCGUAUUGGAAGGCUGGCAAGGAGAAUCAGCACGCCGUCUUCGACCUGUUCUUCAGGAAAUGCCCGUUCCACGGGGUGGGUGAGGAGAGGGUCAGUCAGUCAGUCAGUGAGCAAAGCAAAGCACACACACAUGGACUGAUUGAUGGGUGGAUGGAUGGAUGGAUGAGUGACUCUGUGUGUGUGUGUGUGUGUGUGUGUGUAUGUGUGUCUGCAGGAGUUUGCCAUUAUCGCUGGUGUGGAGGAGGCCGUCCGUUUCCUCAACACGUUCCACUUCUCCAACGACCAAAUCGAAUACCUCAAGUGAAUCACACACACAAACACACACCAACAAAGACAAAACCAGCCCAGCGACCUGUGCGUCUGUUUCUUUGUGUGUGUGUGUGUGUGUGUGUGUGUUUAGGGGUCAGCUACCGACAGCCAAGGAGGGUUUCUUUGACUUCCUCAAGAAGCUGGACUGCUCCAAGGUCACCGUGUACGGUGAGUCAUGCGCCUGCCGUGGUGGUUGUGUGCCCGCCAUCUACGCAUCGGACCCAUAGUCUAAAGCCUUUGUGUGUUUGUGUGUGGGUCGAUUCGAUGGGCGUGCAGCGAUCCCGGAAGGCUCCAUUGUGUUCGCCAAGGAGCCUCUGAUGCGCAUCGAGGGGCCUCUCGCGGUCUGCCAACUCCUGGUGGGUGGGUGGGCUUCUUCCACAGCCGUCUGAUUUGUUUGUGUUGUGUGCACACGACUGCACUGUUCCUGUGUGUGUGUGUCUGUGCAGGAGACGCCUCUGCUCAACCUGCUCAACUACGCGUCCCUUGUGGCGACGAACGCAGCCAGGUCAAUCACAACUGACACACGCACUUGGUUCACGCAUUCAAUGCAAUGCAUGGGGGGAUAUACCUCGAUGGGCUUAUGGUGUGGAUGGAUGGAUGGAUGCAGGCACGCCAUGGCGAGUGCGGCCAACCCCGGCAACCGGCCCAUCCAGCUGCUCGAAUUCGGCACAAGGAGAGCGCAAGGUGCGCAGCGGGACAGACAGACACGUGUGUGUCCUGUUCACAUGGAUGGAUGGAUGGAUGGAGUGGGUACGUGUACGUUGUCGUGUCGUGUCGUCUUGUGUUGGUUGGCUGGUUGGUUCAGGUCCUGACGGCGCCAUGUCUGCGAGCCGUUAUUCGUAUCUGGGUGGGUUCCACGGCACUUCGAAUGUGCGCGCCGGACACCUCUUUGGCAUCCCUGUCGUCGGUAUGUGCGUCUCUGGUCUGGGUGGAUCCCAUACACACAGAUACAUGUGGGUCUCUGCCUCUCUCUCUUCUCUGCGUCUGUGUCUGUGUGUGUGUGUGUGUGUGUGUGUGAUGUGUAAUGUGCGUCAUGCCAGGGACCCAUGCGCACGCUUUCGUCACAUCUUUCGAAGGUAAGCAGGUGGUUUGCGCGUGUGUGGCGCGCGGAUGAAUGUGCGUGUUGUGUGUGUCAAUGAAUCAAUCAGGUCUGAGGGAUCUGGAGGGCGAGCCCAAGCCCCUCGGGACGUGCGAAGACUUCGUGCAGCUGGUUGGUACCAACCAUAUAAACCACACCACCAUCCAUCCAUCCAUGUGUGUGUGUGUGUGUGUGUGCAGGUGCUGCAGUACCGCGCCGAGUUCAACAGGAAGGUCGCCACCAAGCCCACCAUGCAGAACGAGGGGGAGCUCGCCGCAUUCAUCUCAUACGCACUGGUAUGUAUGUCUGUAUGUGUGUAAGGGUGUAUUUGCCGCACACACGGGCACUCUGUGUCUGCCUGCUCACGUGCUCUCUGUCUGUCUGUCUGUCUGUCUGUUUGUCUGCCAGUCGUUCCCCAAGAACUGUCUGGCCCUCGUCGACACAUACGACACCAUUCACUCAGGUACCUGAGUCAGUCAGGGAAUGACUGACCCUCACAGACGAUGGACGGCAUAUUAUGUCAAACAAUGCUAUGCUGCACACAUCACAUCCACACAGGCGUGUGCAACUUCCUGAUGGUGGCAUUGGCGCUCCAUUCGCUGGGCUAUAAGGCGCGGGGCAUUCGGCUCGACAGCGGCGAUCUCGCAUACCUCAGCAAGUAGGGACACCCACACGCGCUCACCCACACACGGGGAAGGAUUCUCUUUGUGCGCGUGCGCUGCUCACAGGGAGGCCCGGAAGCUCUUCAAAGCGACGAGCAAGGCGGUAUGUGUGUGUGUGUGUGUGUGGUGUGUGGUGUGUCUGUCUGCUUGAUGACGAACCACGUCUGCACGUCGUGCGUGCGUGCGUGUGUGUGUGUGUCAGUUCGACGUGCCGUUUGACAGCCUGGCGAUCGUGGCGUCCAACGACAUCAACGAGAAGGUCAUCAUGGCACUCAACCAAGAGGUGCGGUCAGGCAGGCAGGCAGACAGACAGACACCCUCACACACACAUGUUCAAGCGAUGAUAGGUGGACGGCUGCAUGGCAUGGCCUGGGUGUGUGUGUGUGUGUGUGUGCAGGGUCACGAGCUGGACAGUUUCGGCAUUGGGACGCACCUCGUCACGUGCCAGGCGCAGCCCGCUCUGGGAAUGGUACACUCGAGCAGUCAGUGCACUCACAGAAAUACGUAUACACACACAUGCCCCCGGGAGGAUGCGGUGCGGUUACUUACUGCACACUUAUUGCAUUGUGCGUGUGUGUGUCCGUGUCGUGUGUGCAGGUCUACAAGCUGGCCGAGCUCGACAGCACUCCACGAAUGAAGCUCUCACAGGUCAUUCGGUCACUCACCCGACCCACCACACCCGUGUUUGUGCAUUGAUUGCCAAUGCACUGCACUGCCCGCGUGUGUCCGGUCGGUCGGUCAAACAGGAUGUUGAGAAGACGUCCAUCCCGUGCCGCAAGGCCCUCUACCGCCUCUACGCGCGCAGCGGAGUGGCCGUUCUCGACAUGAUGCAGGUAAAUAGGUAAAUCCCGGGGACCCACAGUCAGUGGCACAUCCACAUCAAUCACUGACUUACACAUAGAACAAACGUCCCACAUUGGCCCCUCCCCGCUUGUCGUUCUCUGUGUGGUGUGAUGGGCCGUGUGGUGUGGUCAGCACUCGGCCGAUCCCCCUCCCAAAGAGGGCGACCGGAUCUUCUGUAGACAUCUCUUUGACGAGACCAAACGGUGCUACGUCGUGCCGAGCAGGGUGCGGCAGAGAGCGCACGACACGACACGGGCACUUCGGUCCGGUAUGGCUGUGACUGUGUUUGCAUGUCUGUGUGUGUGUGUGUGUGUAGGUUGAGCAGCUGUUGGUGUGCAUAUGGCAGGAGGGCAAAUCCGUCGGACACCGACCAUCACUCAAGGUGAGCACCAGAGAGGACAGGCAGGCAGGCAGGUACGGCGUGUGUUUCGAUUUGGCCAUCUGUCUGUCCCUAUCUAUCAUCUCCUUGCACACACAUAUGUCACAUCAGGAGUGCCGCGACCACUGCAUCCAGUCGCUGAAGAUGGUCCGCUCCGACCACCUGCGAACAGAAAACCCCACACCGUACAAAGUCAGUCAGUGUUCACAUGAGCGGAUGGCACACACACACACACACACAGAGAGAGAGAGAGAGCUCGAGCUCUUCUGUUCCGGUGCGUGUGUGUGCGUGUGUGUGUCAGGUGUCUGCGUCGGGUGUGUUCUACGAUUUCUUCAAGGAUCUCUGGCAGAAGACGAGCCCCAUUUUCGAGCUACAGUAGUAGUAGUAGUAGUAUUAUUAGAUGCACACCACCAGCAGCACAGUAGCCGACAGGACGGACGGACGGACGGACGCGUCUGUCUAUUUGUUUGCCGUGCGUGUGUGCGUGUGUGGAUGUGGGUGUCUGACGCGUGGCUUCGGUGCGGUGUGGUGUGGUGUACAGGCAGAAAGACAGAAAAAGAACACACACAAAGAGAGACAUAGCUUAGCUAGGUAGUCGGUAGGGAUUCUACGCUACACGCACAUGACAUGACGUGAUGCGAUGCAUGGUCCGGACGGCGGACGGCCGGGACAAAGAACGCGUUUCACACGACGUCGGUCGAUGGCUCGCUCUGUCAGUGUCGGUCUGGUGUAAAGCGGUGUAUUGUCUGCGCGUCCUUAAUUGCAUUACCUCC
This is a messenger RNA of Vitrella brassicaformis, 4690 nucleotides long. NCBI's taxonomy places the organism in Eukaryota, Vitrellaceae. The record is from the annotation of a GenBank genome assembly.